GCAACAACAGUUUGCAGAACCUAUCAAGCCAAAUAAUCCCCCCUUUCCCUCCCAAAAUGCAGUUCUUCAACUUCUUUUCCCUUUUCCUUUUUGUGUCAUUCCUCUUUUUAUUUAAGAAAUUGAAGAAUUCCAAUAGCCAAACCAAAAGAUUGCCUCCAGGUCCAUGGAAAUUACCUAUUAUUGGAAGCAUGCUUCAUUUGCUAGGUGGAUUGCCACAUCAUGUCCUUAGAGAUUUAACCAAAAAAUAUGGACCAAUUAUGCACCUUCAACUAGGCGAAGUUUCUCACAAAAUAGAUCAGCCUUUGGACAAGAAUACAGGGAGCAAGAUGAAUUUGCACGAUUAGUCAAAAAAGUGUCAAACUUAAUGGAAGGGUUUGAUGUGGCUGAUAUAUUCCCUUCAUUGAAGUUUCUUCAUGUGCUUACUGGAAUGAAGGCUAAAGUGAUGGAUGCACACAAUGAACUAGAUGAGAUUCUUGAUAAUAUCAUCACUGAGCACAAGAAGGUUACAAAGACCAAUUGUGAAUCAGGAAGUGAAGGUAUAAUUGAUGUACUGCUAAGACUUAUGAAGGAAGGAGGUCUUCAAUUUCCAAUCACUAACGACAACAUCAAAGCUAUUAUCUUUGACAUGUUUGCUGCGGGAACAGAAACUUCAGCAACAACAAUUAAUUGGGCCAUGGUCGAAAUGAUGAAGAAUCCAAGUGUAUUUGCCAAAACUCAAGCAGAGGUAAGAAAAAUCUUGAGAGGGAAAGAAACUUUUGGUGAAAUUGAUGUCGAUGAGUUCAAAUACCUAAAGAUGGUCAUUAAAGAAACUUUCAGACUCCACCCUCCGCUACCUCUUUUGCUUCCAAGAGAAUGUAGAGAAGAAACAGACUUAAAUGGCUACACUAUUCCAUUGAAAACAAAAGUCGUGGUUAAUGUUUGGGCAAUGGGAAGAGAUCCAAAAUAUUGGGAUGAUGUAGAAAGCUUUAAACCUGAGAGAUUUGAAAAUAACUCUAUGGAUUAUACUGGUAAUAAUUUUGAAUAUCUUCCAUUCGGUAGCGGAAGGAGAAUUUGCCCUGGAAUAUCAUUUGGUUUAGCAAAUGUUUAUUUUCCACUAGCUCAAUUGUUGUAUCAUUUUGACUGGAAACUCCCAACUGAAAUCAAUCCAAGUGAACUAGACUGACUGAGGCGGCUGGAGCAGCUUGUGCUAGAAAGAAUGACCUACACUUAAUCGCUACUCCUUAUAAACAUUGUCAAGAGUGAUCUCAUGGCGUCAAACCUUUUCUUAAAAGAAGAAUCUUGCAAUUGAAUUUCGUUGUCAACCACUGUACUUUCUUCCUUUGCUGCUUUGGUUCUAGUAUUUGCGUCGUCUUGCAUAUAGAAAUAUGUCAUUAUAGUUUUCGACACAAGCUGUCUAAUAAGAUUUUCUGUUGUUUUUA
This is a messenger RNA of Nicotiana tabacum (common tobacco), 1418 nucleotides long. Lineage: Eukaryota; Viridiplantae; Streptophyta; Magnoliopsida; Solanales; Solanaceae. The record is from RefSeq and is a predicted model, not a curated record.